Molecule: messenger RNA, 1201 nt
Organism: Papaver somniferum (opium poppy)
Lineage: Eukaryota; Viridiplantae; Streptophyta; Magnoliopsida; Ranunculales; Papaveraceae
Product: F-box protein At1g61340-like
Exons: 4
Coding region: 367-921 (184 amino acids)
Molecular function (GO): protein binding
Source: RefSeq, a predicted model, not a curated record
UUCAUUUUCAAAACUUGGACUCGUGUUUGACGGUUUAAACUCUGAGUGGCGAAGAUUUUAUCAUUUGAAGUUGAGAGGCUGAGUUGUUGUUUACAAGCGGGAAAGGCCAUUGUUUUGGAGAAAUUAUCGGAUUAUAAUUCUUAAGAUAGAGUGAAAAUAGAGAAAUUUUAGGGGGAAAUCUUAUAUUCUUUCCACGAAUAAAACAUUCAGGGUCUUUAGGAAUUCUCAGUAUAUUCUGGAGAAAUUUCUGUGGCUGUUUCUUAUCUCAUUUUUUUCAAAUUUUCUUUGUCUAUCAGAUUGAAUCAGAAACUCAAUUUCAGUAUUAAGUUAUUCCUCUCGUGAUAUUUAUUAAUUAAGCUUGAAGAAAUGGCGUUGGGUAAGAGUCGCAGUUUUCAAGCAAGGUGUGUCGGUGGCUUAAGAACUUCUUCAAGCUCUGAUUCAACAGAAAGAGAGCUUUUAGCUGUAGUUCCCUCAAAGAAAAGGGUCAUUACAGAUUGUACAUAUGAGACUCCAUUGAAGAAUCAAUGUGUAUCUGAAUCUUACACAGAAACAUCACUUCUUGAAUCCAUACCACAAGAUGUUUUGGUUAAAAUAUUGUGCGGCGUAGACCAUGCCGAUUUAGAACAACUUUACCACGUAUCUAACAAGAUCAGAGAUGCUUCUCUGAUUGCAAAACAAUGGUACUUUGCGUUUAGUACCCCAUCAUCAAAAGCUACUGGUUCUAAGACUUUUUUUAGUGAGUCAGAAGAAUCAAAUAAGUUAGAAAGCAUUGAAGCACCAAAUGCACCAAGACAGGAAAGGAUUUCAAAGUCUAGAAUCAGUGCGAAGAAGCUUGCCGGACUUGCUGUUGCCUUGUUUCGUUCACCCGAAGAAGAUGAAUGGUCUAGAAACGGAGCAAUGCUGGUUGAGACAGUUGUUUGAGAAAACAUACAACUUAAGCGUUCUGUAGAAAGUGAAUACGGGUAGAAGUAGUGGGAGUAACUCUGUGUAUGAUAGAAAUAUGUGUUUUAAGUUAAAUUCUUCAAUUUUUUUCGUUGAAGGUAUAUUUCUUUCCCUAUUGAAAUGUAUCAAAUAAUUGGAAGCUUUCUGUAAGUAACGGUUUUCAUUUUCGUCCUGCUUUGGUAAGCUGAGCGAAACAAUCUGUUGUACACUUGAUCUUAAUGAAGAAAAAUGCAGUUUACUUGUUCGUCAUUUGCUUUAA